This is a messenger RNA of Dromaius novaehollandiae (emu), 1784 nucleotides long. RefSeq names its product protein phosphatase 2 catalytic subunit beta (gene PPP2CB). Gene Ontology annotation, molecular function: protein serine/threonine phosphatase activity. The record is from RefSeq and is a predicted model, not a curated record. Gene Ontology annotation, cellular component: cytosol. Gene Ontology annotation, biological process: mitotic cell cycle. Bases 201 to 1130 code for a protein of 309 amino acids. The transcript is spliced from 7 exons. NCBI's taxonomy places the organism in Eukaryota, Metazoa, Chordata, Aves, Casuariiformes, Dromaiidae.
CCGGAAGCGCGUCACCGGCGGGGAGGGGUGGGAGCGGAAGUGCGCAGGGCCGGGUGGGGGCCGCCAUUACGGGGAGCGGAGCAGGCCUCGCGGCGUGGAGGUUGCGCCGCGACCGUUAGGCGGGCGCGGGCUCAGCAGGCCCGGCCUGCUCCCCCCCCGCCGCCCCUUCGGCGCGGCGCCGCGGCAGCGCUGCUGCCGCCAUGGAGGAGAAGGGCUUCGCCAAGGAGCUGGACCAGUGGAUCGAGCAACUGAACGAGUGCCGGCAGCUCAGCGAGAGCCAGGUCCGCAGCCUCUGCGAGAAGGCUAAAGAAAUUCUUACAAAAGAAUCGAAUGUGCAAGAGGUACGUUGCCCUGUCACCGUCUGUGGGGAUGUCCACGGUCAAUUCCAUGAUCUUAUGGAACUCUUUAGAAUUGGUGGGAAAUCGCCGGACACAAAUUAUCUGUUCAUGGGAGACUACGUGGACAGAGGCUAUUACUCAGUGGAAACAGUAACUCUUCUAGUAGCAUUAAAGGUGCGUUACCCAGAACGCAUUACAAUACUGAGGGGAAAUCACGAAAGCAGACAAAUUACACAAGUGUAUGGCUUUUAUGAUGAAUGUCUGCGAAAGUAUGGAAAUGCCAAUGUCUGGAAGUAUUUCACAGACCUCUUUGAUUAUCUUCCACUUACGGCUCUAGUAGAUGGCCAGAUAUUCUGUCUCCAUGGUGGCCUCUCCCCAUCGAUAGAUACACUGGAUCAUAUCAGGGCUCUGGACCGCCUGCAGGAAGUUCCACAUGAGGGUCCUAUGUGUGAUCUGUUAUGGUCGGAUCCAGAUGAUCGUGGCGGCUGGGGUAUAUCUCCUCGUGGUGCCGGCUACACAUUUGGGCAGGAUAUUUCUGAAACGUUUAACCAUGCCAAUGGUCUUACACUGGUCUCCCGUGCUCACCAACUUGUCAUGGAGGGUUAUAAUUGGUGCCACGAUCGAAACGUGGUUACCAUUUUCAGUGCGCCCAAUUACUGUUACCGCUGUGGGAACCAGGCUGCUAUCAUGGAACUAGAUGACACUUUAAAAUAUUCCUUCCUUCAGUUUGACCCAGCGCCGCGUCGUGGAGAGCCUCAUGUUACCCGUCGUACCCCAGACUACUUCCUAUAAAUGUCUCCUAACCUCUGUAGAAGGAAGUACACCUGGCAUUUUAAAGAGCAACAAUAUUUACACGUUUCUGUAAGAAAUUGGGGUUCGUCUCAACUUAAAAUCCCCAUCAUGGACCAAAAUGUGCCAUACUGAGGACGAAGAGUGUUUAGCACAACUUGAGACUGAAUUCCUUACAACACUAUAUAUCCUAUACCAAUCAGUCCAACAGUCAGUUUGCCUGCUGUAUUUGUGGUCAUUGUUUGUUUUGGGGUUUUUUGUUUUUUUCCCUUUUGGACUGUUCAGAGAGAAAAGAUAACUCUAACACUUCCAUCUCCUUUUAUGCUUCUUUGUAAAUUUUUAGUUCUAGUGGUUAACUGGCAUGAAGUAGAGUUUGGAAUUUAUUUUUAAGGGACACUAACUUCUUAACCUGCCACUCUUGUUUCAUUGGAAGACAACCGACUUAACUGGAGCAAGGAAGCAAUUCCGGGUGGGAGUGGGGGGGGUCCGAACAGGGCGAAAGCGGCGUUCCCUUUUCGAGGUCGAUUUCCGUUCUCUGUUGACCCCCUCCCCCCCGCUUUUUGUCGGUCCCCCCCCCCCCCCCCCUUCUGUAUAUUUGUCAUGGAAGUGCUUGCCUCGGUGUAUUGGAACGAAUAAACUCUCCCCUUGUCAGCCACA